AUGUCGAUAAGGAACAAAAAUGAGCGCGAAGAACAAACCAAAGCUGGGAAUCCGAGUGGAAAUUCGGCGAAGAAGAGGUUGAGAUACGAGAGGGACGACGUUGAGGAAAAGAUUUUCGUGGAACACACCUUCGAGCAGCUAGCUCGUACAACUUCGGAGCCGAUGAACGAGCCCAGGCCUUGGAGGGAGCCCCUGCAGAGUCCCAACCCGAAAGUCUGCAGUGACUACAUACGGAGCCUCAAUCCGCGUGAUGAUAUCAGACAUUUGGCCGACUUCACAAAAGUCGAUUACAAAUGGCCUAUCGCUGCAGACAAGCGGCUGCAGACAUUCAUGCAUAAUCGGGAGUUAUAUAUCAGUUCCAACUACGGCGAUGACCCUCCAGCUGAAGUUACCCGACUUCUGACCAAAGGAACGGAGAUUGAAGAUCUCGAGGAUGGUCUGGGGUACGACAGGUUCCAGGAACGGGUUCGAGAUCGGGUAGAAUAUCUCACCCUUGAGUUGGCAAAAUCGCCCUUGUUCAUAGUGGAGAUUCGUCGCCAUGGUCCUCCUCAAAUUACGAAACAAUUUAAGACCAUGUGGCAGAAUAAGAAAGUACACUGGCAUACCGAUUUCGGGGACACACCGGUCAUAUCGGAGGCAGAGCCGAAGCUGAAGAUGCGCAAGCGUCAGAAGACGAGAGCUAAAAAGCCUGCGAAGAGUCCUACUAGGUUUCCAAAUCUAGAUAAACAGAUGGAGGAACAAUUCGGGAGCUCGGAGAAGGUUCAAAUGGCCCUCAUGGCUGAGAGCGCUCUGAGGAUUUCCACUCGACAACCCAGGGACAGAACCUGUGCUCAGGAAACUUCGAUGAUGCCUGGUGUUGUUUUACAAGACUUACAGUUGCAUGAACCUGAUACUCUCGCUCUAACUCAUUCUCUAGACUUCGAGCUGGCAAGCAAAACGAGGGGCAAGAGUGUUACGCCCGAGCAGAGCAUUGUUGUCGAUUGUGUGGGAAGAGCUCAGGAGGAAAGCUCCAAUAAAUCUCUAGUCCGAUCCAAGGACGUUGCCGCUUCUUCGCCGAUGGCCGAAUCUCAGCGGCGUCAUGGUAGCAUUUCACAAACGUCUUCUGCCGCUGUGAUGUCUCUUCCAGUCACUACUCCUCGCACUUCAACAGAUGACGAAGUCAAGCCAGGGUCAAGGACAGAGUCUGUUACGGAGAUGCUGGAUGAAGAGGAAGACGAUUACACUUAUUCGCAUACUGGCACGACGAUCGAAGUUUGCUUUCACAAGACCGAGACACAGCCUAUGAUGCUCUACAAUGUGCCCACAGCUGAACAGGCUCCCGAACCCGUCGUCGCGACUGAUCUAUAUCACAAAGUAGCAGACCCGCAAGGACUUUCCCCCAAUAUAUCAGUCUCGCCUUCCGUAGCACUUGGUCACGAUCCACUUUUGCAACCGUACAAUUCGUCGCCGAGCGUGCAGCGAAAACUUCAGCUCACUUGUGAUACCACCCCACCGGUGUCUCUAAAUAAAGGCUUUUCUACCGCCGAUUCAUCAAAGUUGCCCACAGAGACGACACGGCCCAAAUCACUGCUGAGGAAUCUCCUUCGACGGCCGUCGAUUCUCAAUUCCUCCAGCUCAUCGAAAGCUCACGGCGAGUUUCUUUCCCACUUUGGCAAUCCGAUUUCGAAUACCAAGACCACCACCCCUUCCAAGCUGGAAGCAGAUCCAUCACAAGGCUCUGCUUCGAGAAAAGUGACUACUGAGGAGAGAGCCGAUGUACAGGAGAAUAUGGCAAAAUAUGUGCCGGCAACUCCACGAUCAGUUCCUCUGCCUCUUUCAGAUGAGCCUAUACUCCCGGCACCAAAUCGAUCGAGCACUGUAGAGAUUCCCGAAAGAACUGGAUCAACGUCGCCGACUGCACGAUCUUCGCUGCCAGGACUACUAUUGGCGAGUCCAAAUUGCCCAAUUAAGUCGACGCAGCGAUCAAAGCCCACUCCGAGCGCUGUUCUAAUAUCUCGACAGCAGUCUGAAUCAGCGCUGCUGGGUGUUGCUCAAAACGAAAGAAGCACAACAGAUUCGAAUGCCGUGUCCAUGGACCCAUUGAAGACUUCUGCCCUGAUCGACGACACAACGAUAGCCCUUGAAGCAGACGCUUCUCAGAAUAUCACGCCCCCUCCAAUUACAUCCGUGACUCGACCUAAGGAUGCUAUUUUGCCUUUGCAUGCCAGAGAACCGUGCCUCACAAAUUCAGUACUGGCUCCAUCCUUCUUACUGGGGCUAGCUGCCGGAUCCGCAGGCUCAUAUACUCCUGCUGCGGCCAAAAUGCUAGAGCGUCGAUCUGAUUCGGAGAAUCCCGUAGUCCAGCCGUUCUUCAAAAGUAUUGAUGUACAAGCUGCGAUUAGUGCUUCGAAGCUUUCUCCCCCUGUCUCGGGACCGAACACUAACAGACUCUGUAUAUCAAAAUUGAAGUCAAGGAAUCCGUCAUGUGAACAUGAAUCGACCCAGCAACGCUCUGACGAUGCUCUUUCUGACGAAAUCUCUCCUCAAAAUGCUCCGCGCUCAGGACUUCUAUUCUCCAAUCUUCAGGUAAAUUCAAAUUCAAUACUCGGCCAAGAACGAGCACAGCAAUGUCAGCCCAACAAUCAAGAUUUAGGGGAGAUAAUUCCAGGUCUCGCUUUUCAUCGGAUUCAGACACUCGUACCUCCUACUAUCGCAGUCGAUUCGCCCAGACCAGCUUCUCCCAAGCGUCCAAAAGCUCGCCUCGGAUCGUAUGCGCAUAUUCCUUUACCUAAUCCUUUCUGUACCGCCCCCUCAAAAGAUGAAUUCGCCGGCAUUCAAACCCUCCAGUGGUUCCAGACUAAAAGACCAGCGUUUCUCAGCAACGAAAGGUCUAUUGUUAAGUCCAACACGGGCACUUCUCAAACAAAGACUCUUGAGCUUCUCAUCGAGUCAGCAGACGGCGAAUUGGACCUUGAGAAUAGCUACUCCUUCAACGUGGUCAAGAACAACACUCUCGAGGGCUUCUUUUCCUUCUACGCUUCCGUAUCCAAGGCGCCGGCGGAAAAUCUGCAUGAGCUGGUAUUUACACCCACUUGGGGGAACAACCAGCGUUUAAAGGUCACGAGGUCGAAAGGCGACGUUGCGUGGAAACGCUUAAAGUCGGUCGUUUCUGCGCUUUAUAGACGGGCUCAGAUCGAUGAUCCUCACGAGAUGGAAUUUCAGAUCAUGGUACAGAGGGAAUAA
Messenger RNA from Drepanopeziza brunnea f. sp. 'multigermtubi' MB_m1, 3222 nucleotides. The record is from RefSeq and is a predicted model, not a curated record. NCBI's taxonomy places the organism in Eukaryota, Fungi, Ascomycota, Leotiomycetes, Helotiales, Drepanopezizaceae.